Esox lucius (northern pike) is the source of this 5809-nucleotide messenger RNA. Its product is annotated as zinc finger protein 850. Gene Ontology annotation, molecular function: RNA polymerase II cis-regulatory region sequence-specific DNA binding; DNA-binding transcription factor activity, RNA polymerase II-specific. Lineage: Eukaryota; Metazoa; Chordata; Actinopteri; Esociformes; Esocidae. The coding region runs from base 238 to 5031 and encodes 1597 amino acids. Gene Ontology annotation, cellular component: nucleus. The transcript has 2 exons. Gene Ontology annotation, biological process: regulation of transcription by RNA polymerase II. The record is from RefSeq and is a predicted model, not a curated record.
GACAAACGAGGACUUGACUGCAUCAGGAGUGUGCACAGGAAGAAGCGCAUGAGGCGCUCUUACUAGUAGUAUCCAGCCAAAGUAGUUUUAUUUUUGCAUGCAUUAGAUGAGAGAACCCUCAAUGACUACAUGCUGGGGAAUUAAAUUAACAGAAGCAGAAAACACAUGUAAAAAGAACGAAGAUCCAAGUUGCAGCGGCCUACUAAAUCCAACCGAGCACCACGCCAAGGUUUAGCGAUGGAGCAAUUGGAGGAUGUCUCAGCUGUGUCGGUCAACGACGAGGGAGCAGAGCAAGAUGAGUCAGAAGAUGUCACCGAGAAUAGCGACAAGCCUGCUAACGACGACAGUACUGAUGGGGAUGGGCUUUUCCGCUGUCUGGUUUGUGGAGAAUCCUUUGAAGUGGAGUCGGCCUACCUGGAGCAUCAACAUGAGCACAACCAUCAUGGCCCCAUAGUCUGCCUGGACUCUGACUCCCAACUGGAUGGCUUGCUUGUUUCAGAGAGUGGUGGCCGACGAACACUGUGUUGCGCCCUUUGUGGCCGAGAAUUUGCAGACUCGAGGGGUUUUUAUUCUCACCAGGUCAAACAUCGUAAUGAAGCUCUAAAGCAGAAAAAAAGAACUCCUGUUUUACAGUCAACGGCUGUGGUCCAGCCAAUGGCAAAUCCGAACUUAGGGGUGGCUAAGCAGUAUGUCUAUGAAUGCGAGGACUGUGGUAAAUCCUAUACUUCGAUGGGCUCUUUCAUAAAUCAUACACGUUCACACAAGCAAGCUUCUAAGUCAGUAUUCCAUGAACUGGCACACCUGAAAAAAAAGUCCUUUGAGUGUCAAACUUGUGGUCGUUGUUACUCCCGUGCUUCAGCUCUCGAUGCUCACCGCCGUUGUCAUGAGGUAAAACUAAUUCCGAAGUCACGUAAAAGGUGUGCAGGGAAGCAGACAACCACAGAGGAGCCUGCCAUUACUGUAGAAGAUGACAAAGCAUCCAAACAGAUAGAUGGUUUGGAAAAUCUGUUUGGAUGUUCAUGUGGCAAAACAUUUCGUGCGCAGUCUGGCUUAAAAACACAUCAACGAUUUAGCCACAAUGACAAAUGUUCCCCUGAUAAGCGGAAUAGAAAACCAAAGAAAUUUGACUGUAGUGUGUGUGAGAAGACCUUCAGUUCUUAUGCUGGCAUGCUCAGUCAUCAACGCUUUCAUAUGAAACGAGAUGGUAAUGUUGGCAAAAGGUUUCCAUGUGAGGAGUGUGGUAAGGUAUUCACAACGCUCACAUUUUACUACAAACAUCAGCGUUUGGCUCAUACUGAAGAAACACCAGUAAAGUCUUUCCUUCACCAGGUUUGCCAACUCCAGAAAAAAUCAUUUGAGUGUCAGGAGUGUGGGCUUCGUUUUUCCAGGGCCUCUGCUCUCCAGGCCCAUCAGCUUUGCCAUACUGAUGUUUUUGGAGUGACUGAAAAAGAAGCCAAAAAAACAUCCGUGCUACCUCACCUUAAGCUAAUAGUGGAUAACAAAACAGAGAUUGAAAGUGUUGCUUUGGGGUCAAUGGUCUGCCCACAGGACACCCCUCAGAUCGCUGUGACAGAGAAAGACCCAUGUUUCACUGAAGCUGAUGGUGAUGCAGAGGCUGAUGGAACUGAUGAUGUUCAUGUAGAGGUGAUCAGCGUAAGUGCCUCAGAUGUCUCUGUAAGAGAUGAAGAUGAGUCACUAGAUGAAUUGAACCCUGACCUUGAAUUGCUGUGUGAAUCGGACCAGGAUGAAAAAGAGACAACUGAUGUGUUGUGUCCAAUUGAUUACAUCUCUGGUACACUUCAAUCCAAACCAGAGAUUGAUCUAAAAAUUGUACAAAUUGACUUUUUGCCAUUUGAGGCCGAAGGUGCUCAACAAACUGAGAAGGUUCAGGAACAAGCCUCAUCCGAAAGAUUUAACUGUCCUGAGUGUUUCCGCUGCUUUACUAGUGCUUCGUCUUUGCACUCUCACAAACUGUGGCACAGAGAAGACGGAAAAGAAAAAUGUAAUUCUGAAAAGGAUAUUUACAAGUGUGAUGUUUGUGGAUUUGAAACUACACAUCGAAAAACAUACCACAAUCACAUGCGGAAACAUGAUGACCGUAAACCUUACAAGAGUGUUUUAUUCCAGCUUGGAGCACUACAGAAGAAUAGCUUCAAAUGUGAAGUGUGUGGAAAGUGUUUCUCACGCAUGUCUGCGCUACAAUCUCACCAACAACAGCAUCCAAAAAACAAACCUCAUCCAUGCUCAGAUUGUGAGAAGACAUACUCUAAUGCCAGUGGUUUGUACAAUCACCGCAAAAGCUGUCACACUCCAACACCCACCCAAGAUUACGUACCGGACACCAAACAUCUAGGGUUCAAUCCAAAGAAGACUCUAUUAGGCCCAAAGGUUUUUCAUUGUGAAGGAUGUGGCAAGGGCUUUUGGUCUUUGGGUGCUUAUGUUCAACAUCAGCAGAAUAAAUCACUGUGCACAGAUUUAGAGAAGAGUAAACCAACUAGAUCUUCAUAUUCUGUCACUGUCCCUCCACAUGUUCGUGGUAAGGUCGCCUGCCCCAUAUGCAGAAGGAAAUUUCGUCACCAAGGUAUUAUGAAAUCCCAUAUGAGGAAACACGAGAAUGGGAAUCAUAGAUGUGAACUUUGUAGUAAGACUUUCCGCAUGUUCUCGAGUCUACUCCGGCAUCAAGUUGUUCAUAAUGCUCAAAUCCUCCCUCCUCCUAUCAAGUCUUUUCAACAUCAGGUAGAACAAGUGAAGAAGAAUGCAUACAGCUGCCCUGAUUGUGGAAAACUGUUUUCGCGUGCUAAGGCACUUAAAUUCCACAUGAAGAGCCAUGGUUAUGAGACUGACUACUCUGCCUCAUCAACUAAAUCUGCUGUUGAGGAAAAUGAGCUGAAGUGUUCAACAUGCCUUUCUCAUUUUAGCAACAAAACAUCAUUGAUCACUCACCAAAAGAAGUGUGCGAAGGUAAAGACUAAAACCCACAAGGAUAUUGCCCAUCCUGAAACCGUUCCUAAGGUGAAAAAACUCAAAUGUCCCUCCUGCCCUUCUCUUUUCAAUAAUUUACUGUUGUUGCAGAAUCAUCUAAAAGAUUGUGGCGUGUCGAGAGCAAUUGGAGACUUUGAUGUCAAGGGAAAGGGUUUAUCUAAAGGGACAAACCACAUACAAAAAGAUUAUGUGAAAUCAAUUAAGUUAAACAACUUGUGCACUAAAAACAAUACUCCUUUUGCUGAAAAAGAAAGUAGUGAACUAAACGUUACUGAGGAAUCACUGACCUUGGAAAAUGCUGACACAAUCAACACAACUGACUUAAAAUACAAAUGUAAAGAAUGUGAGAGAAGCUUUGCUGUUGUUGGAGCACUGAAUUUCCAUAAACGGAUUCAUCUUUUGGGUCACAAGUCAAAAGUAAAGCAAAAGCUUAAAGUGGCUGCAAGUGCUAUUGUACCUAAGAAGCUCAAGGGUGAGAAAACUGGUAAAGGCCCAUUCUCUUGUCCAGAAUGUGGAAGACGUUUCAUCUCCAAUGCAGCCCUUGGCACUCACAGAAGAUGGCACAUUGAUAAGAAGUUUGCAGGGUCACUGAUAAAAGAUGACAAGACAAAUUCGGUUAAGCAUAAGUCCGUGGACGAGGGACCUUUUCACUGCAAUAAAUGUGGAAAGGGCUUCUUCUACUUGUGUGUUCUCCGACGGCAUCAGUUGUAUUACCUGCCAUGCCAGACCAAAGCAGAACAAGAGCCUGCUGCUGAUACCAGUAUCGAAGUCAACAGCAAAACCACACACGCUGAAUUUGCUUGUCCGGAAUGUAACAAAGCUUUUGUCAAAGGCUCACUAUUAUCAGUACACUAUGAAAGUGAGCAUAACAAACCCAUUAAAUCUAUUCUUCAGGUGGGUCAGUCUAUGACCAUCUCCAUUAAAGACAACCCAGAUCAACCUGCCCCACCUCACAGCAAGUCUGAGGUCAUUCCAUCUAAGAAACCAAAGCUUAAAUUAAAACUUCACCAGUGUCCUCAUUGUGAUAUGGGCUUUUUGAAGAUUAGAGGCUUACGUGCCCAUAAAUGGCAGGCCCACUCCAAGGGCAAGAAGGUUAAGAGCAAGGUCACUGUGGCUAAGUGUGAGGAUUUCGUUGACAUGACUGUGACUACUAAGAGAAAUGAGUGCAAAGACUUGAUUACAGAAAGCAAAAGCAUGGCUUUCAAAACUGACCACUUCGUUGUAAUGAGUAACAAGGCUGUUGGCAGAAGAACGAAGGGUCGACCAAGUCUCCCGCCUUUAAAAUCCAUCCCUUGCAUUGACUGUGGAAAAAGAUAUAGUUCUUCUGGUGCACUCUAUAAUCACAAGAAGAUCUGUGGUGUGUUUAAGCAGGAAGUUAAACCUGUAGUGACAGAGGAACCCUCACCACCACCCCACCUCUAUGAGCAGACUAUCAAAUGCCUCUUUAAGUGUGACAAGUGUGGAAAAGCUUUCCCAACUGAAGAGCAACUAGGAACCCACAGAGACUUGGCAAAGAGCAGGCCUCACUCUUGUGCACUGUGCUGUCGUGGAUAUUGGACUGAGACUCAGCUGCAACAGCACCUGGCUUGGCAUGACGAGGUCCGCCGGCGACUCCCUGCGGAACUGCGUUACAGGCUCCAUGCCUGUGUAAGCACAGGGGUCACUAAACAUAAUGUCCCAUUGUCUGAUUUAAAGAAGUCCUCCCUCAAGACACCACCUGCACCUCACUCACGGCAGCAGAAUAGUCACAAGUGCCAGCACUGUGGAAAAGCGUUCCUGUCUCCAGGUGCUCUGCAGAAGCACGAGGCUCAGCAUGACAGCGAUGGCUCUUACCGUUGCUCACUUUGUCCCCAGACCUUCAGUGAGAUUCGGGAACUUAUUGAUCAUCACCAAGAAUGUAUGGGUAAUGACAAAGGGCAGAGAAACCCAUAUGCUGCUGUCGCCUUAAGAGAUGCUGAUGGCCUUACUUGCAUUGAAUGUGGAACAUCAUUCACUCGUGAGUUGGAAUUACACCAACACUACAUUGAACAUGCCCGUGGAACAUACUAGGUGAACUAUAGGCCUAAUAAAAGUCAGGUAAUAUUUAAGUGAAGUUACACUUGUUCAUGCUUAAGCACCUCUUCCAACUUCGUUCAUUUCAAUGGUGAAAUUCUGUCAAACUGUUCAAGACUUGCUAAAUAUGACUUGUCUGUAGAAUGCUGGUAAUAGUAUUGCAAGUAUUUCUAUUCAAGGCCCCUAGAACCUAACACCCUCCUAUAUUUCUUAGGCUUUAUUUUACAUGUCUUUCCAGAUAAGCACUAAUUUAGUUUUGUCUUGCUUUACCUAUGCUAGUAACAUGCACUUGACUUUCUUGUUAGUGAAAUUAUUCAAGCACUCCAACUAUUCUAGCAUUAACCAGUCUAUAUAACAUAUAUAGAUGUUUACGUGUAUGUAUGUGUAUGACUGGUACCUCUCGUUUACCAAAAUAUUACCACUGACUAGCAUAUUCAACAUUAGAAACUGAAUGUUAUUUUUCUUAUUUCACUACCAAAGUUUGCAAUGUUAACAGAUUGUUGUGUUACUUUGCUUUUAGUUUUGUGAGUUGUGGAAACAUUUGAUAUCCGUUGUAAUAAGUUUGAUUUAACAAACUGGUGUAGAAUUUGUUCAUGGAGUUUUCUUGUUACAAUGUUCCAUGUGUUUUUUUUGUUCAGUUGAAACCUUACUGACAAUUUAUUUGUCUUGUUUACCUUUUAAAGUUAGUAAGUUCCACCUUUUCUGUGUACAUGUAAACUAUAAUUGUAUUAAUGCUGACAUGAAAAAAAAGUUUUAGUAAAUGCUUCAAAAUAUA